AAUCUUCGACAAGAAUCGGUAAGUUAACGUUUAGUUUUCCGUUUUCUCGCCGCGUUUGUUUGAUUACUGUUUUUUCUAUAAGUAUUUUAAUUAAUGACCUAUUUUGAGUCUAAAUACUGAUGGCUGAUCAUGUGAAAAUUUAGCAUUAGUUUUCAAGGCAUCCAACGGUUUCGCUUAUCCGUUGGUCGACCUAAAUAUCUGUUUUCCUAACUUGGUAAAGUAACUGCUUUGUUGGAGAAAAUAUUCGAGUUUAAAUAUCAAGUAUUUCUGAAUAUAAUUUCCUCUAAUAUCAAGCAAAAGAAAGAAGAAACGAUUACGCUAUACCUAAUCUGCUUAUAAGCUAUCACGUGCUAUUUAUAUAACAUAUUCUUCGACCAAUCCUGCCUAUCCGUCGUGUGUAAUUCCGCUGUAUGUUAAAACUGAAAAGGAACACAAAUGUUCACGAUCUAAAGCAGCGUGACUGGGAGUCAUGACUGAAAAAUGACCUGAAAAUAGGCCGAUUCGGGAAAAUAUAAAAUUUUCGCACCAGAGCAAUAUGUGACAGCUUCUAAUAAGGCGGUUAAUUGUAAUAAUCAAUAUUUAUGUAAAAUAUAUAUAUAAAAUAUAUAUUAAAACACACUUAUACAUAUAAAUGUUUAUGUCAAUCAAGCCAAUACAUACGUUUUUGUCAUAAAUAUAUAUAUAUAUAUAUAUAUAUAUAUAUAUAUAUAUAUAUAUAUAUAUAUAUAUGACUUCAAGUAUUUCUCUUCAAUAUUUUUAUUCUUUCUGUUAUAUUAUACAAACAUAUAUAUAUAUAUAGCGGAAUGAAGUAUUAAUAUUGCUUUUUAUGUUCGGGCGCUUACACAUGUUUAUUUAAAGGUUGUCUACGAUGGACUGAUCUAGACGAACUGCAACGCAAUUAUCCACACAUGAUGAGAUCGGCGUCCUGUUCGUUCAAAGAUCAAGUACACGAUGUUACGGCCCAGUUUGAUACGUGGAACGACUGCGAACAGACCAUCGCACUACUCAACUUACUCAAAAGGCUGAGACCUAGUCAUGCCCGCUUUCUAUGCCGAACCGUUGAACAAUCUCUUGAUAAUGAUCAUGCUUUAAUGAGAAGUGAUGCGCAGGCAAACGAUUCCAGUUAUCUGCAGGGGCUUGCCCAGCAAAUAGAUACAGCAGGAGCUUUAAGUACCGUGCUGGCCCACGUACCCCUUCUCCGCCCCGGUUCCAACGAGGCUAAGCAGAUAUAUAUUAAUCUCGUAAAACGCCUCAUGCAAUCGGCCGCUGACGCAGGACGUCAGACAGAAGAAUGCCGUCAAUUAGCCAUCUAUCUCGUCAUGCAUCCUGCUCUCACCCAGACUGAAAUUCAAGAGUUUAAUGCCUGGUAUUCAAAAUUGGAGCAACAACAGCAAGUGGCGCAGCGCGCCGCAGCGGCAGCAUCUAACGGUGGUGCAGGAAAUACUAACGGUUGGCCAUCGGCUUCGCUAAGAGACUCUGGAAUUGGGCUGAAUUGUCCAUUGGAUACUACGUGUGGCUCAACAUUAAUGAAUGCAAGACCACUCAGUUAUUCAAUCAGCGUUGGUGCAACUAAUAAUGACUCAACGCAAUGUGUUGCACCGCCGACUACGGGGGUGAAUAACCAUCUAGGAUUCGAAAAACAUCAAGUCUGCGCGACUGUAUCAAGCCCGCCUGGAUUGGGUGGAAUUUAUGAUGGUAGAUCUCAUCGUCGGUUAGCUCGAACCGAAUCGUUAGUACCCGUUAGUCUACAAUAUGAAAGGAAUGAUCGCAACAAUCACUGUCAGCUCUCACCCCAAUCUUCUGCAUCGUCUUCAAAUGGCGAUGAGCCCAGAAACUCUUUUGCAGACCCGCAAUCUGCUAUGCGAGAUGUUCCGGCUUGGCUGAAGCAGUUAAGACUGCAUAAGUAUGCAUCCCUUUUUCAGCAAAUGAAGUAUGAGGAUAUGCUGAAUAUUUCGGAAAGUUGGCUGACAGAUAAAGGUGUGACAAAGGGAGCUCGCGAUAAGAUACUUUUAAACAUAAAGAAGCUUGAAGAGAGAUCGGAGAUUUUGAGUGAAUUGGAGAAGAAGGUUAGGGAAGAAGGUAGCGUCAAAGAUGCUCUGACCGAGUUAAAGUUGAUUGUGAAUACACCGAUUAAACCCUUUGAUAGAGCUCAAGCUCUAUCAUCUGAUGAGGAUUUACCUAGUCAGAUUACUGCUGUUCUCGGAAAAGUCAGUUCACAGUUGCUUAUGAAUACUUUAGAUGAAGAGAAUUGUACUGCUUUUGAGCAACUUGUUGACAAAUUAAGUGAUCAUAAAGCUUUCACUGAGCAGCAACAAAAUCAAUUGAAAAGCUGGAAGUCCAGAGUGUCGUCUCUGAACAACAGGAAUAACUCUUUCAAGAAUUCACAGAGAUCUACAAGACCUUUUUCUUCAUUUAAUCAUUAUGCGGCCGGAGGGAAACGUGGAGCUAUUUCUACGAAAAGAGCGCAACAUUCGAGCAAGCAGCCGUUGAAGUCUAACUUGUCAGUUCCAACUGGACCACGGAUUCAGACGACUUAUCAGCAACUUUUAACAGUUGAAACUACUAGACAACAGGUGACGCGCACGCAUUCGGCGCCUGCCGAGAGAGAAACUGAACAAAACAUAAAUGCCCGCCUAGAUAUGUUGUCUGUGGAUCUGGUAGAGAAAGUUCUGGAUUGA
Messenger RNA from Dimorphilus gyrociliatus, 2678 nucleotides. Lineage: Eukaryota; Metazoa; Annelida; Polychaeta; Dinophilidae. The record is from the annotation of a GenBank genome assembly.